Molecule: messenger RNA, 486 nt
Organism: Dracunculus medinensis (Guinea worm)
Lineage: Eukaryota; Metazoa; Nematoda; Chromadorea; Rhabditida; Dracunculidae
Source: the annotation of a GenBank genome assembly
GAAUUUUAUGAUCCCGAUACAGUUGAGCUGAUGGAAUGGAUACAGUCUUCUACGUUACCUAAUUCUUCAUGGACAGGCAGUAUGCAGUUAAUGGCUGGGAUUAAAGCUUGUACAGGUAGAAGAUUGGCUAAUCAUCCACAUUUCGAAGACAAAUGGUUAAGAGAUCGGACACGAAGAGUAUAUCAAGUGUAUGGGCGAAAAUCAAUGCAUGAGGUUAAUAAAAUAUUACAAAAUGAAAAUAUUGAUUAUAUAAUAUUGGAAGAUAGUAUUUGCUUGGCUCCAUCAACAGGUUGUAGUACCAAUGACAUUAUAGAUAUAACAAAUGGAGAAAAAAUUGAUUCAGAUUUAUCAGAAGCAGAUUGGCUGGCUGGAAAUGAAAUACGUUUUUGUGAACGUGUCAGAUAUCAAGAUGAAGAGGCUAGGAAAUAUUUUAUUCUCGUUUUUGUUAAUCGAACUUUUCGAGUUUACUCUGUUAUAAACGUUUAA